This is a messenger RNA of Laetiporus sulphureus 93-53, 907 nucleotides long. RefSeq lists its product as uncharacterized. The coding region runs from base 170 to 658 and encodes 162 amino acids. Lineage: Eukaryota; Fungi; Basidiomycota; Agaricomycetes; Polyporales; Laetiporaceae. The record is from RefSeq and is a predicted model, not a curated record. The transcript has 2 exons.
GCUUCCAAGCCGUGUCAUUCAGGUAUCAUCUCUUCACCGAGGAAUGGGUUCCAUGAAACGCGGAAAUUGGGCGAAGGUUCGUGGUGCAUGGCUGCCAAUAUGACUUGCGUUCAACAUGGACAUCUGAUCGUCGGCCUGAUCUGCCGUCCGGCACGGUCCUAAUACGAGCAUGGCAAUUCCAGUAACUUUGAAAGCGACGUUACGCCAAAUGCGUUGGUGUUGUGCUCACCGCCUUCGGCAUUAUAGCAUAUUCGUUUGGUUUUCUCGGCUUCCAUGUCGCAGCGUCGCGGGAUCCAGCGGGCCACCUUCUCGGCGGGCACCGAGACCGCAUAGCACGCAUCGUCUCUUGCUCAGCGCCCAAUGGCCGAUCAAGCACAAGCGGACUACGGGCACCGAGACUCGUAAGCAUUGUUAUCAAUCAGCAAUAGCGUCAUCCACAUAUCGUGGGCGCGAAGGAUCUUGUUCGUCUCUCUUGUGGUUUCCUUGCCUACUCCAUGGUUUCAUCGUGAUCUGCUUCUGCCCUUUCCUCAUCUUGUCCUGGCGCUUCGAUGUUUGCGGAACAACAUUUCACCAACUCUGCUGUGUUGAUUGCUAUAUACAGAUUUGGACAGAUCAUCGAGGAUACUUUUCACCUGCCAAACUGAGCGAAGGACACUGACAUCGCGGGUCACUGCCUGUCUGCGUACUUGCUGUUACUGAUGUCUUGAGAUGUAGGCCGCCGUGCCGUGCCUUGCUUUUGGGGUGUUCAUGUGGAACCUAUGACGACAGUAUCAUGCUGGCGUCACACGGAGCCAAGUAUGGCUCUCAGUACUCCGGCUGAAUGGGUGCCAUCUCAGUUGCUCCACGGAGCUGUCCAUCUAAGGAGGCAUGACAUCUGUUGCGGCCUCUGCAUGCUCUGCGUGGUCGC